AUGAAACCGCCAUAUUUCAAUGUUUGGUCAGAAAACUUUUACCAUAAAGAAAAUAUAUUAUCAGUAUUAAAUAGCAUACUCGUGCACUCAAUUAUUAUUGGUGCUUUUUUCAUAAAAAUUCCACAAAUAAUAAAAAUAUUUGUUAGUAAGAACGCUUCUGGUAUCUCAUUUGUAUCCAUAUAUUUAGAUAUUUUUGUAGCUAGUUCACUAAUAGUCCUUUCGAUAAGAGAUAACAUAAAUCUGAAACUAUAUUUAGACACCCUUUUAAUUCUUGCGCAAAAUCUUUUGAUAUUAUAUUUUAUGUGGAAAUAUAGCAACCCAUACUCAAAAUUCAUUAAAAUUUUCAAAAUUUGUUUAUAUAUAUUUUAUAUUUUGUUUCUAAUCUAUGGCUUGCCUAAAGCAUUCCUUCCUUUCAUUGGAAUAAUAUCUAUUCCAAUAGGUAUUUUUUCCAAAUUCCCUCAAAUACGUUUAAAUAAGAAAAAUAAGCACACCGGAAGUUUAUCUCCAAUGACUUACUUAUUCCUUUUUCUUGGUAAUUUAUCCAGAAUGUUUGUCAUAUUUUAUAAUAUAAAAAAUAAAAUAUAUAUGAUAAAUUGUGCUUUUUCGGCGGUCUUAAAUUUCACUAUUUUAUUCCAAAUUUUCUAUUACUGGAAAAACACAAAUAAAGUUUUAGCUAAAACCAAGGUCGAGUAG
Molecule: messenger RNA, 693 nt
Organism: Plasmodium yoelii
Lineage: Eukaryota; Apicomplexa; Aconoidasida; Haemosporida; Plasmodiidae
Product: PQ-loop repeat-containing protein
Exons: 7
Coding region: 1-693 (230 amino acids)
Source: RefSeq, a predicted model, not a curated record